Molecule: messenger RNA, 1778 nt
Organism: Centropristis striata (black sea bass)
Lineage: Eukaryota; Metazoa; Chordata; Actinopteri; Perciformes; Serranidae
Gene: grem2a
Product: gremlin 2, DAN family BMP antagonist a
Exons: 1
Coding region: 342-941 (199 amino acids)
Biological process (GO): animal organ morphogenesis
Molecular function (GO): receptor ligand activity; BMP binding
Source: RefSeq, a predicted model, not a curated record
UGUCAUGUAUCAUCACAUACUGCCUGAAUUAGGGUUACACCAGCUGUAGUUAGUUUAUUUUAAGAUUCUGUUCACGUGACAACAGAUUUUUUCUUCAAAAAUCAUCUUUCCUGGGGCGUCCCGGUGGCUCACACUGGUAGAGCGCUUACCACAUGGCUGUGUGCUUGCUGCAGCGGACCCGGGUUCGAAUCCAGCCUGAGGUCCCUUUGCUGCAUGUCUUCCCCUCUGUCUCCCCCUUUCUAUCUGUCUCUAUCAAAUAAAGCAGUAAAAAUGCCAAAAACAAUAAUCUUAAAAAAAAAAAAAAAAAUCGUCUUUCCUGAUUGGAAAUGUAAUCCAUAGUAAUGUGCCUCUCUUUUUGCAGAAUGCUGUGGAGAAUAACUAUCCCAGUCAUCCUGGCUGGGGUGCUCUGCAUCACCGCAGAGACCAAAAAGCACCGACCCCAGGGAUCCAUCCCAUCCCCGUACAAGACCAAAGGGAACCUGUCCUCAGAGCGCCACCACCGGCUAUUGCAGCAGAAACCAGAAGUGCUGUCCUCCAGCCGGGAGGCCUUGGUGGUGACAGAGCGCCGCUACCUCCGCAGAGACUGGUGCAAGACCCAACCCCUCCGUCAGACAAUCAGCGAGGAGGGCUGCCGCAGCCGCACUGUGGUCAACCGUUUUUGCUACGGCCAGUGCAACUCCUUCUACAUCCCUCGCCAUAUGGGCCCCAGCUCGGGUCAGGGCCAGAGUCGAGGCCAAGCCUCAGGCUCUGGAAGGAAAAGCCACAACAAGGCCCAGGAGCCAUUCCAGUCCUGCUCCUUCUGCAGGCCACACCGCAUUACACAACUUACAGUGCAGCUAGACUGCCCAGACCUGCAGCCUCCUUUCAGACACCGUAAGGUGCAGAGGGUCAAACAGUGCCGCUGCAUGUCUGUCGAUGUGAGCGGCCAUGGGAAACUGUGAAGAAAUACUUUAAAGGUCUUCUAAAAUUGACAGGACAUAUGAGUAUUAUCGAAAGCAGAAAUUCACACGCUUCGCCAAUCAAGGACUGGCUUCAAGUUCAAGUAUUCUGCUCCUGUUACAAAUAAGGGCUUGUCCCACAGUAAAUGACAUGAAACAUGGAACUGGUAUUGUUAAACAAAUGCUCAACGAUGAUUUAAUCAGAGACUUGCAGCCAUGUUGGCAAGCUGACGCUGUUGAGAAAGACUGAUUGAAGUGGCUGUGUAAGAGAGACUGACGAUGAAGCAGCCAAUUUUCAACAUUAAACACAUUUUCCCUCCCUGCUAUUUCAAAAAGUUCAUCUCUACCUGAUUAUUUGUAUAUUUGUCUUUAGAUUCCUUUGUGAUAAAGGUGUUAAGAAAGUGCCUUGGAGUUUUUAAACUACAAAACAUUACAGAGACUGCUGAUAAUUCAGUGUUUAAAGAAACUGUAGAAGUAGUGGGACUCCUUUAAAAAGUUUCUGUAAUAUGACAAGUUUUUCUGCAGGUGGAUCUACAGAAAUGAUACUGUUGACAUGUUGGUGUUUUAAUACUAUUUUAUCUGUUAUACUGUAUCUUUUCCCUCACUUCUAUGAUGUCCCAAAUUAAACACAAGUUGGAGUCAAGGAAAAGAUUUCAAGAACCAUGAAGCAACUCAGCAAUGAACAGUGGUAUCCACCUGCUUGGACACAAGCCUGGCUGUAUUCUGUACAUUUGCCACAAAUAUACUAGCCAGUAGAAAAAACAUACUGCAGCAUGUGUAAUGGAGGUGCAAUGCAAUAUAUACAGUAUAUAUAUUUUAUGUAUGUGUGUUUUAAGUAUG